GUAGAUGACGUCAGCUCCCUGCUCACAGAGAGUGAAACAAACAUGGCGACAGAAUGGAGUGGACAGGGGUAUGUUCUAACUUUGAUCGUUUUUCUCUGGGGCGCAGUGGCUGGGCGAAUGGAGACAGUUGUCGAGGGGAUCAGCGGCAGCCGGAUCUUGGGCAUGCGGCUGGAAAGGAGCGACAAACCAGCCACGACCACUGAUGACGGAGUCAUCCAGGUAACGGAGGAGAGCAGCGUCCAGCUCAGGUUUUAUGGGGUGCAUAUGAACUCUGGCACCUGGUCACAGAUCAGGUUCACGGAGCACGGGGACAGCGGAGAGGAGGGAAACAGUAAUGACAAUAUUAACAGGACUUGUGCCGAUUUUACCAAAGACAUCACCAUCAGCAAUUACAUGAACGUCAGUAAGCAGGGCACAUCGGGGGUGCUCGGAAUUAACAUUAAACCGCUCCGCAAGAGCGAGCCACAGAAGGAGUAUGGUCUGUGCGUCAAGAGUAGUCCCGAAGACAGGUGGCACUUGCUGGGGGACAGCGAUGGCAGGAUGCUGGUGGUUGAGGAGAAAAAGCCGCUGAUGCCGAUAUGGUUUCAGGCCAUCCUGAUUUCCUUCCUGCUGGUACUGUCCGGCAUGUUUAGUGGGCUAAACUUGGGGCUGAUGGCCCUGGACCCCAUGGAGCUCCGCAUAGUCCAAAGUUGUGGCACCGACAAAGAGAAGCGUUACGCUCGCAAGAUAGAGCCUAUUCGCAGCAAAGGGAACUACCUGCUCUGUUCGCUCCUGUUGGGGAAUGUUUUGGUCAACACUACACUCACAAUCCUUCUGGACGACCUGAUCGGCUCCGGCCUGGGGGCUGUGGUCGCUUCCACGGUUGGCAUCGUUAUUUUUGGUGAGAUCGUGCCCCAGGCACUGUGCUCUCGCCACGGUUUGGCUGUUGGGGCAAACACAAUCACGGUGACGAAGUUCUUCAUGGUAUUAACCUUCCCGUUGUCCUUCCCGGUCAGCAAGCUGCUGGACUGCGUGCUCGGCCAGGAGAUUGGCACUGUGUACAACCGGGAGAAGCUUGUAGAGAUGCUGAAAGUCACAGAGCCCUACAACGAUUUGGUGAAAGAGGAGCUGAACAUUAUCCAGGGCGCACUGGAGCUCCGAACAAAGACCGUGGAAGACGUGAUGACGCCGCUGAGCAACUGCUUUAUGAUCCAUAUCGACGCGAUUCUGGACUUCAAUACCAUGUCGGAGAUAAUGCAAAGCGGCUACACGCGCAUCCCGGUCUACGACGAGGAACGCUCGAACAUUGUUGACAUUCUGUACGUCAAAGAUUUGGCUUUCGUGGACCCGGACGACUGCACAACGCUUAAAACCAUCACCAAGUUCUACAACCACCCGGUCCACUUCGUCUUCCACGAUACCAAACUCGACGCAAUGCUAGAAGAGUUCAAGAAAGGUAAAUCCCACCUGGCCAUAGUGCAGAAGGUGAACAAUGAGGGAGAGGGGGAUCCCUUCUAUGAGGUGCUGGGUCUGGUCACAUUGGAGGACGUCAUUGAGGAGAUCAUCAAGUCCGAGAUCCUGGAUGAGUCCGACCUCUACACUGAUAAUCGCAACAGGACAAAAGUGGCCUAUAACAAAAAUAAGCCAGACUUUUCUGUGUUCAAACAAGAGACUGAAUCCAAAGUGAAGAUUUCACCUCAGCUAAUGCUGGCUGCUCACCGCUUUCUGGCUACAGAGGUGAGCCUGUUCAGCCCGCUCCAGAUCACCGAGAAGGUGCUGCUGAGGAUCCUGCGGCACCCACACGUCAUCCAGGAGAUCAAGUUCAGCGACGGCAGCAAGCAUUCGCCCCAGCACUACGUCUACCAGCGCGGCAAGGCCGUCGACUACUUCAUCCUCAUCCUGCAGGGCCGGGUUGAGGUGGAGGCAGGGAACGAGAACAUGAAGUUCGAGACGGGACCUUUCUCCUACUACGGUGUCAUGGCUUUGAGCUCUCCCCCCCUGGCUGUCUCUCCCAGUCUCUCUCCCUCAGUGGCAUCGUCUCGUCCGCGCCAUCUCUCUCUAAAGAGGUUUUCUCUGUUCUCUCGCUUUCCAGAGUUCCGCUCUCCAUCCCACCUCAGUGGUCUAAACCGCUCGGCCUCUCUGACCUGCGCAGAGCGCUCCGAGUCCCUCUCCAUCAGCGGCAGUAACACCCAGCUCAACAGCUCGCCGUCUCCGCACUACACCCCUGACUUCAGCGUGCGCGCGCUCUCCGACGUGCAGUUCGUCAAGAUCACACGUUCGCAGUACCAGAAUGGGCUGAUGGCGUCGCGGCUGGACAGCACCCCGCAGUCCCCUGAAAGUGAGCACAAAAGGCUGGGGGACCCGCCCGUGCUCCCCCCGGCCCAGCCCGCCGAGCCCACGGAGAACGGGCCGGACGAGACCACCUCGCUGCUGACCGAGCAGAACUGCCUGCCGCCCAGCCGCCCCAACCACGCCCACAUGCUGAGCCAGCUCCACACCCACGCCCACACCGAGAGCACCAUCUGAGGGGCUGCAGCAGAGGGAAGCUGUGCGGAGGAGCUGGGGGGGGGGGGGGGUGCACACUGCUGAAGUGGAACAGGAAGAGCACAGUGGUGUACCUGCUUUAAGCCUACACACAGUAUCCUCUCCCACCUGUCCCCAACCUCUGUGUGUGUGAGAGAGUGUGUGUGUGUGUUUGCAGGAAGAGCAAGACAAGAGCUAUACUGUUCACAGAUGUAAACAGAGCUCUGGGGAUUGUGUGUGUGUGUGUGUGUGUGUGUGUUUGUUGGACACUGUUCCAAGGGAUGGGGGAUGGGGGUUUUUGUAGUGUGGUAUGUCAGUGGUCAGGAAGGCAUGUGAAUGACAGUGAACUCUUGAUGUGAGAGUGAAGUUUGUGCAGAAAGACCACAAUUUGUGGCUUUCUAUAGAUCUUUGUGAGAAGUUUAACUUAAUUUAAGAACAAAACAUGAAAAAAAAAACCAUCAGCUUCAGGAUUGUUGCCUCAUGUAACAGGGUGGAGACACCCAGAAACCCAUAAGCAAG
Molecule: messenger RNA, 3021 nt
Organism: Anguilla anguilla (European eel)
Lineage: Eukaryota; Metazoa; Chordata; Actinopteri; Anguilliformes; Anguillidae
Product: metal transporter CNNM4
Exons: 8
Coding region: 43-2505 (820 amino acids)
Biological process (GO): magnesium ion transport; magnesium ion homeostasis
Cellular component (GO): plasma membrane
Molecular function (GO): magnesium ion transmembrane transporter activity; sodium ion transmembrane transporter activity
Source: RefSeq, a predicted model, not a curated record